Molecule: messenger RNA, 1233 nt
Organism: Eurypyga helias (sunbittern)
Lineage: Eukaryota; Metazoa; Chordata; Aves; Eurypygiformes; Eurypygidae
Gene: MBD3
Product: methyl-CpG binding domain protein 3
Exons: 6
Coding region: 61-759 (232 amino acids)
Source: RefSeq, a predicted model, not a curated record
AGCCCAAGUGGUAAAAAGUUCCGAAGCAAGCCCCAGCUGGCACGCUACCUGGGGAGCUCGAUGGACCUCAGCACUUUUGACUUCCGCACAGGAAAAAUGUUGAUGAAUAAAAUGAACAAGAACAGACAAAGGAUGCGCUAUGACUGUUCCAACCAAGCCAAAGGCAAGCCUGAUUUGAACACAGCUCUGCCUGUCAGACAGACAGCCUCCAUAUUCAAACAGCCUGUCACAAAGAUCACAAACCAUCCCAGCAAUAAGGUGAAGAGUGAUCCUCAGAAAGCUGUGGACCAGCCCCGUCAGCUCUUCUGGGAGAAGAAAUUAAGUGGACUGAAUGCUUUUGACAUUGCAGAGGAGCUGGUGAAAACAAUGGACCUUCCAAAAGGUUUACAAGGGGUUGGACCUGGUUGCACUGAUGAAACCCUGCUCUCCGCUAUAGCUAGUGCUCUGCACACUAGCACUAUGCCAAUCACCGGACAGCUGUCGGCGGCCGUAGAGAAGAAUCCCGGAGUUUGGCUAAACACCUCACAGCCACUUUGCAAAGCAUUUAUGGUGACAGAUGAAGAUAUUAGGAAGCAAGAGGAACUGGUGCAGCAGGUGCGAAAGAGGCUGGAGGAAGCCCUGAUGGCUGACAUGCUGGCCCACGUAGAGGAAAUAGCAAGAGAUGGGGAAGCUCCUUCAGAGAAAGAAGGAGGUGAGGAAGAAGAAGAGGAAGAGGAGGAGGAGGAGCAGGACCAUGACCUGGAGAUGGAGAAUGUAUAGUCCAGGGAGUUCCGUCUAAGAAUUCCCAGUAUAAACCCUUUCAGCAGGGUCAGCACAACUAUUUACAAAGCCAAGAGUGUCUGCGGAGUGAAUUGCACCAACAGUCCAACUGUACCUAGGAGCAUUUUGAUGUACACGUCGGGAAAUGCUGAGAAGCUGAUGGUUCAUUAAUUGCUGGGUAGUUUUGAAGAUGGAACUUGACUUUACUCCCCCUCCUUUUUCUAAAGGGGUAGGGUAAUCGGGAAUGCAAAAGUGGGAGGGAAUAAAGGAUUAUAAAUUUGUGGGAGGGAAAAUACUAGGAACCAAAUUUCCAGUCCUUUUUUUUGUUGUUGUUGUGGGUCAACGAUAGGUGAUACAUUUUUAAGCUUUUCUAUCAAAGUACCUUUAACAGUGACCCAUAGGAACAAUUUUCUCGCUAACACAGCGAGAGAGAUGCUGUUUCACUCCUUGGCUACUCUGCUGUAGGCUACCUGU